Messenger RNA from Kwoniella shivajii, 384 nucleotides. RefSeq lists its product as uncharacterized. The record is from RefSeq and is a predicted model, not a curated record. The transcript has a single exon. Bases 1 to 384 code for a protein of 127 amino acids. NCBI's taxonomy places the organism in Eukaryota, Fungi, Basidiomycota, Tremellomycetes, Tremellales, Cryptococcaceae.
AUGAAAGCCUCUACUUCAAGUCUACAUGAUUCUCAAGGUUCUCCCGUUGCAGGAAGAAGACCUCACCGUGACAAACCUCUAAGGUCUGACCAAUCGCAAUGGACAUCAGCAUUUGGGACAAAUGUCGCAAGUAGAACAAAAGAUACUGCACGUAGAAAAGUCUCGUUUUCUGAAGUGUCCAUCGGUACAUCCAAACACUCCAGUAUCUCCAAAUCUUCUGAGAACAAAUCCGAUGCAGUCUCUACUGAGUCGACGUCCAGUAAUUUCGCUUCAAAAUCAACUGAAAAGGCUCGCUCGAGUGAACGGCGAUCCACUCAGAGUGUAGUCCGCAUUAAUGUCAAUGAAGGAUUUGGAGGAUGGAUUGCUAAGUCUGUAGGAAGAUAG